Prorocentrum cordatum is the source of this 2805-nucleotide messenger RNA. Lineage: Eukaryota; Dinophyceae; Prorocentrales; Prorocentraceae. The record is from the annotation of a GenBank genome assembly.
AUGGCCAACGCCAGCCGCGCGCGAGGCAGGGCAGGCACCGCCGCCGGAGCCGAUGCGCAUGCCGGCAUGAACACCAGCGCCGGGGAGAGCGCCAGCACCGCCGCCGGCACCAGCGCCAGCGGCAGCGGCAGAGCCAGCGCCGCCGCCGGCAUCGGCAUCAGGGCUGGCGCGGGUGCCGCGGCCAACGCCAGCGCGGGCGCCGGCGCGGGCAGGAACUCCAGCGCGGUGCCGUCGCAUUCGACGUGGGGCGCGGGCACCUGCGGCGCCGCAGUCGCGGGCAGCACCUGGUCAAUCCGCGGCGCGCCCGAGAUGGCGUGCAGGUGGCGGUGGCUGAACCACUCUCGCCUCGGCGGCCUGCUGUGCGGCUACGUGCCCGUGACCUCGACCAGCGUGCAGGCCGUGGUGCUCUGCCCCUUCUGGGGCUACGCGGCGGCCUCGUCCCUGAUCCUCUUCGGCCUCAUCUGGGGCCUGGGGGCCCACGCUCGGAAGAGCUCGGCCGAGUGGACCAGGCUGGACCUGAAGCUGCCCUUCUCCCCGCCCUGUGGGGGCUCGGCGGCCCGGGCCGCGGACGGGCUGGCGGCCACGGCGCGGGCCCCGGCGCCCGACGACCCGGGCAGGUCGCGGGCCUCCUCGGACUCGGGCAGGGCGCCAGGCAGGCCAGAGGGCGCCGCCCCGGAGAGGCGGGCGGCGGAGGCGGAGGAGACGCAGAGGCUGCAGGAGCAGCUGCAGCAGGCCCUGGAGAAGGUGGAGAAACUGGAGGGGGAGCUGAAGGCGAAGAGCGGGGGCGCCCGGCCGCCCACACCCAGGGAGAGGGCAGAAACGGCAGGACCACUGCUGGAGGAGCCGCAGCAGGACUUCGUGGAGUCUGGCGGCGAGGAGGUGGGCCGGCAGUUCUCCGCGCAGCGGGCGCAGUCUUGCUGCAGGAAUGCUGGUAACAUGUGCCGGAAGUGCCUGGGAUGCGUCGCCAGUGGCAUCGGCUGCGUGUGUGCUUUUUGCGGCAGCUGCCUGGCAACGUGCAUCUGGCUCUUUUGCCGCUGCCUGCUGGCGUGCACCAGGGAGAUCAUGAAGUGCAGUUGCGAGCUGUUCAAACAGAUCAGUACUUCAGUUUACCGCCUCCUGCUGCAGACGAUCCUGCAGUGGUGGGUCCCAUCACUGCUGGUGCUGAUCUGGAUGUUCGUCUCGGAGUCGGGCCUGAUGCAGAGAACGUACGGGUAUGGCAUCUUCGACCUGAAGAGCUUGACGGAGGUGCCGAACCAGAUGAGGUCGGUGGAGGAGCAGAUGGGCAGCGUGCCGCACCUGAUGGUCGGCUGCUCCCUGAAGGCUGUGGGGUUCAUCUACGUCCUCGCCAUGCUGCAGAUCUUCUUCCAGGUCAUGUUCCACUUCGGCGACCGGUGCGUGUCCUGCGAGGUCUUUGCGGUUGGCGCUGCUCUCAUCACCCGCCCGCGCGACGUAGCCAUUCAGGUGCUGCUGCUGCCGAUGGUCUACGGGCUGCUGUCCGCAAUCAACGUCCGAUACAUGCUCAACAACAUGUCGGCGUCGUCGACGCAGGGGAACCUGCCGGGCCUCCUCUUCUGCCACGACCAGGACGAGGCCGCCAGUGUGGCGUCUCUCGUCACGAACACCACGCUCACCUUCGCGAAGGCCACGCAGAGGGAAGCCUUCGAGUCGAAUUUCGCGCUGGCGGACAUGUACGAGGCAUGGGCGCUGUACCAGUAUGUGGAGCUCAUCGUGACAGUGCUGGUUGAGGAAAUGAACCUUCACCAUGGUGAAGGUCGGCAAGUAGGGGAGAGCUUCGGUUUCCUGUUAAAGGUGAACCUCCAGGGUUUUGUGUUCGUGUGUAUCGCUGGGGCUGUCUACACCGUCAUGAACACGUGGUGCAUGUGGCGCGGUAAUUUCGACCCAACGAAGCACUGGAACUUCCUGGAAACUAUCGCUGGUCUCCAGAAGGGGGCCCUCUGGUGCGUGUCAAUGAUUGCCAUAUACUGCAUUUUGAAGAUCGAGAUCAUCUUCGAAAAGCAGCUGCACAAACACAACUUCCAGCCAAAGAUCAAGUUCUGGACCAUCAAGAUAAUGAUAGCUUUCUCGUUCUGGCUGCAGAUCGUGAUGGCUAUCAUCCGCGACUUUGUCAGCAUGACGGAAGACCAGAGCAAUCUGAUAGACGCCUCGCUCCGAAUAUAUGUCAUGGCCGCUGUGGCUUUUCUCAACUUCUGGGCGUGGUCGCCUUAUUCGAAGUGGUACAACACUGUGAAGGUGGGCGACGCCAGACAGAAGGUUGACUACGAGGCUGGCAAAGUGGCUCUGCUGCAAGUGCCACAGAUCACCGUGAGCUUUGUUCGAGAGCUUUUCCCCGACUUGUCGGAAGAGGACGCCAGAGACCUGAACAAGGUGAAGGCGAGAAUCGAGGAGAAGAUUGGCGGCGACGCCCCCUCGAGUGACCCGCCAGGGCCAGACGAGAGGGAGAGGGAGCUGCUCCUCAUGCUGCACAAAGGCCGCGAGGUCCUUCGCCGCCAGUUCGACGAGUACGAACCUGUGGAGGACCGCACACCUGGUGCAGGAUCCAGUAAGACCUUGUGGAGGACCCCGAAGAAGCCCGACCCGAAGGCCCAGCGGGCCCCCCGGAAGUCCUUCUGGGACGCCGGCCUGGAGCACGAGGAGCGCCGCAGCCAGUUCCUCGCGCGCGUGCAGAGCAUGUACCCGCCGCAGGAGCGCCCGCCCGGGGACAAGACGCCCGGCCACGUCCCGGGCACCUCCCCGGCGGUCAAGGCCGCGGGCUCCAGGGCUGCGCUGCCGACGGGCGCCCGGUGA